CCUCGAGUGGCCAGAGUUGGUCCGGCUUUAGGGGUUGGAAUCCGCGCAGUCCAGCUCCUCCCGCCCCCGGGAUGGCGUCCCCACGGGAAUUGACCCAAAACCCCCUGAAGAAGAUUUGGAUGCCGUAUAGCAAUGGGCGGCCCGCCCUUCACGCCUGCCAGCGCCGUGUUUGCAUGACCAACUGCCCGACACUCAUUGUCAUGGUGGGCCUGCCCGCCCGAGGCAAGACCUACAUCUCUAAAAAGCUGACUCGCUACCUGAACUGGAUUGGCGUGCCCACGCGGGAAUUCAACGUUGGUCAGUAUCGCCGGGACGUGGUCAAGACUUACAAAUCUUUUGAGUUUUUCCUUCCAGACAACGAAGAGGGCCUGAAAAUCCGAAAGCAGUGUGCCCUGGCAGCCCUCCAUGACGUCCGGCAGUUCCUUAGUGAGGAGGGGGGACAUGUGGCGGUUUUUGAUGCAACAAAUACUACCAGAGAGCGGAGAGCGACCAUCUUUAAUUUUGGGGAACAGAACGGUUACAAGACCUUUUUCGUUGAGUCCAUCUGUGUGGAUCCUGAGGUCAUAGCUGCUAACAUCGUGCAAGUGAAACUGGGCAGCCCUGACUAUGUCAACCGUGAUAGUGACGAGGCCACGGAGGAUUUCAUGAGGCGCAUCGAGUGCUAUGAAAAUUCGUACGAGUCUCUGGAUGAGGACCUGGACAGGGAUCUGUCCUAUAUCAAGAUCAUGGAUGUGGGGCAGAGCUACGUGGUGAACCGCGUGGCUGACCACAUCCAGAGCCGCAUCGUGUAUUACCUCAUGAACAUCCACGUCACCCCCCGCUCCAUCUACCUCUGCCGGCACGGGGAGAGCGAGUUCAACCUCAAGGGCCGGAUUGGUGGGGACUCAGGACUGUCCCCCCGGGGCAGGGAGUUUGCCAAGAGUCUGGCCAAAUUCAUCAGUGAUCAGAACAUCAAGGACCUGAAGGUCUGGACAAGCCAGAUGAAGAGGACAAUCCAGACGGCUGAGGCGCUGGGUGUACCUUACGAGCAGUGGAAGGUCCUCAACGAGAUCGAUGCGGGCGUCUGUGAGGAAAUGACCUACGAGGAAAUCCAGGAUCAUUAUCCACUGGAGUUUGCCCUGCGGGACCAGGACAAGUACCGGUACCGGUACCCCAAGGGAGAGUCCUACGAGGACCUGGUCCAGCGGCUCGAGCCUGUCAUCAUGGAGCUGGAAAGGCAAGAGAAUGUGCUGGUCAUCUGCCACCAGGCAGUGAUGCGCUGCCUCCUGGCCUACUUCCUGGACAAGGCGGCAGAACAACUGCCCUACCUCAAGUGUCCGCUGCACACGGUGCUGAAGCUGACCCCCGUGGCCUACGGCUGUAAAGUGGAGUCCAUAUUCCUGAACGUGGUGGCUGUGAACACGCACCGGGAGAGGCCUCAGAAUGUAGACAUCUCGAGGCCUCCAGAGGAAGCCCUUGUCACGGUCCCUGCUCACCAGUGACCCUGUCUCAUCCACUGUGAUCCCCGGGCAGAUGUUGAUCUCUGCAGUAAAGGUCAUUCCAGGCAUCCGGUCCACGUGACAGUCACCGUGUAAGAGCACUUUCAAAGCCAUGUGUGGUUGGUGGUGCCCAGAACCCUGCCCCAGUCCACCUGUUUCCUGUUGACAGUGAUGGGGUUGUUUGCAUCUGGUGCCUAACCUGCAGCUAAAAAUGAUUCAGCCAGACUGUGCCUGCGCCGGGUUGGUGAGAGUUUUCCCAGCACCUGGCCCUUCUUGGUGGCUUUCAUGUGUUUUUUUCUCACUUUUGGAUUGGCUUCGUGAAGUGUGAAACCCAGAAAUGGGAUGUUCCCCCCAUGGCCAAGCUGCCUGGGGUGUGUCUGGGGACCCCUGCAGGGGCCCUGCUGGCCCAUCUGUGGCAAUUCCUGAGCCAGAGGCACAAGAGGCAAGAUUUCCUGGGCUCCUGCGCUCUGCUGCCCAGGUGAGAGCCCUCUUCCUCCUGCCCUGCGAGGGACAAGGGCUUCAGCCACCACGGACACCUGGGCCAGCCAGGCUCUUGUCUGGGCCGCUCAGGGAAGCAGCCGGCUCACAGCACAGCGGGAGGCGCAGAAACAUGCAGGGAGCCCAGCAUCUGUGGUCGCCCCUGCCAGGCACGCACACUGGAGUACUCUGGGAGCCGCUGGCCAAGGCUGCCCCUUCUGGCUGCUCUCACGGCGCAACCAGGGCAGGAUGGCUGUUGUGUGCGUCACCCUUCCCGCGCACCUGCCGUCCCAUCUCCCCCACCCACCCGUCCUGUGCACUGGGGCAGGGACGUGUGUGUGCUGUGAAUGGUUUGGAGAGGCCUGGGGUCCUGUGAAGCCUGCCCUGGCAUUGGUUCACCUCCAUCUGCGGGACAGCCUGGCGGAGGCCGGAACCUGGAGGCAGCCUGUCCAGGGAGGAUUUCCCCCGACACAUCAUGUGUUUGAUUCAGUGCACAGGAGCCUGUUGAAAAUGACCUCGGGGAGUCUGCCAUCUGCCAUGCCCCUGAGUUCUUUUGGGCCCAGAGGGGCAGGCCUGGCAUCAGGUUUCGGCUUCAUUUUAUAGCAGGGCAGACUAGCCAGCAGUGGGGGCUGGGUGAGAAGGUGUCUGGAUCUGUAGUUGGAUGCCUGCCGUGCAUGGUGGGCCUGCCGGAGCCGGGCCCCAGGAUCUCAAGACCUGCAGCCCUUCCUAGGCGGCACCUGGCAGGACAGCCCACCUUCCCAGCCCCUCGGGCUUCGCCUGCAGUGCCGCCUGCCCUGGGAGGAGUCUGCCCCGGCCCUGCCGGCGGUCUCACUCGUACGUGCUGCAGCGGCUGUGGACAGACACGGUGCAGAGAUGCCCAGGCGAGGCCGGGCAGGAGCCUCCUGGACAUUUCUCCUGUCGGAGCCCCAGGGCCAGAGGACCAUGCCACAGCCUUUGGGAUGGGGGACUUCAGCCUUUGUUUCUGUGUCCACUGGAGUUUUGGUGACUUUUGGUCACAUGGACAUACUCACUUGCUAGCCAUAGUGGGUCCCUUUGGUUAGUGCACAUACAUCUGGAUGUCACCACCUCUCUGGGACCUCAGGCUGGCUGAGGUGAGGCCAGUAAGGCCUUUUUGCCCUGUGUCCAGAGGACGGUCAGGAGCUGUUGAACCUGGUGUGUCCCGAGGUCUGGGCUAGGGCAGAAGGAAGUCUGGGGUCACAGGAUGGGCUUGGGCAGCCCUCCCACCUCUGCCCCACUGGUCUCUGCGCGGGCACCACCGGUUGCUGCCAGGUUUGAGCCAUGACAGCACAAUGCAUGUGUCGUGUCGCAGGUGUUCUGCUCGCCCUGCAGUGGGUGGUGUGGGAUCUCAGCCGCACAUCACGCUGUGUCCAGCACUCUUUGCAAUAAAUACUUUUCUAAAAUCCUAAUG
Molossus molossus (Pallas's mastiff bat) is the source of this 3384-nucleotide messenger RNA. It is a transcript of the gene PFKFB4, whose product is annotated as 6-phosphofructo-2-kinase/fructose-2,6-biphosphatase 4. Lineage: Eukaryota; Metazoa; Chordata; Mammalia; Chiroptera; Molossidae. Gene Ontology annotation, biological process: fructose 2,6-bisphosphate metabolic process; fructose metabolic process. The coding region runs from base 72 to 1481 and encodes 469 amino acids. Gene Ontology annotation, cellular component: cytosol. The record is from RefSeq and is a predicted model, not a curated record. The transcript has 14 exons. Gene Ontology annotation, molecular function: fructose-2,6-bisphosphate 2-phosphatase activity; ATP binding; 6-phosphofructo-2-kinase activity.